Messenger RNA from Empidonax traillii (willow flycatcher), 1094 nucleotides. RefSeq names its product membrane-spanning 4-domains subfamily A member 12-like. Bases 76 to 693 code for a protein of 205 amino acids. Gene Ontology annotation, biological process: cell surface receptor signaling pathway. Lineage: Eukaryota; Metazoa; Chordata; Aves; Passeriformes; Tyrannidae. The record is from RefSeq and is a predicted model, not a curated record. The transcript is spliced from 7 exons. Gene Ontology annotation, cellular component: plasma membrane.
GGGUGGGGUGUGGCGGGGGCGGCCCCGGUGGGAGCGGGGCUGCUCCGGGGGGUCCCGGUGCCCCCCGAUCUCUCCAUGCAGGGCAUGGGGAGCCUCCGGCUGGGCAACCGCGCCGUCAUGUACACGGCGGAGACCCUCCCCAAGGGCAAGAACCGCGUCAUGGGGACCAUCCAGAUCAUGACAGGAUUCCUGCACAUCGGCUUCGGGAUCGUGCUGACCACGCUCACCAACCUCUACACCUCCGUGUUCGUCAUCGGGGAGAUCCCGUUCCUGGGCGGCGUGUCGUUCAUCAUCUCUGGCUGCCUCUCCAUCGGGGCCGAGAAGAGCCCCACGGAAUGCGCGGUGAAGGGCAGCCAGACCAUGAACAUCAUCAGCGCCAUCUUCGCCCUGCUAGGGAUCGUGGCCUUCAUCGUCGACCUCAACCUCAACGUGCUCUACCACUCCAGCCUCGACUACCAUGGUUACCUCGUCCUGCUCGCAGGGAAUGGGAUUUCCAUCGUGCUCCUCAUCUUCACCAUCCUGGAAUUCUGCAUUGCCGUGGCCACCGCCAACUUCUGGUGCCGGGCCACCCGGCUCAGCUCCAAUGAGUCCAUGCUGAUCGUCCCCAGUGCCACCCGUGUGGACCUGGCCGUGCCGCCGGCGGAGCUGCCACAGCCACCCAGCUACACCGAGCUGGCUGCUCCUGAAGUCUGACACCAGAAUGGGAUCCUGCCUCCAUCACUCCCAAAUCCAGGGCUACGGCAUCGUCUUCCCGCUGGGAUACGCUGGUCCCCCCUCUCCAAAAGCCAGCGAGCCCCCCCAAAUUCCCACUUUCCUGCCCAUCCAUCUGCCCCUGUGCCUGGUCUGAGGGGCAUUCCUUGCUGGCUGCUUUGGGAAGGGGCUUCUCCGUGCGGGACUCUUGGGGAAUUCCUGCCUGUAAAUCUCCAGUGGGAUCCUGGGAUUCACUUAUGUCAGGAUUCAGGACUUCCCGGGGGUCCGGUGGCUUGGAGUGAUCCCGAUGUGUGGAUCCACCAGACCAUCUACCUCGGCUUGUCUCGCGUUGGCUUGAUUUUAUCUUGGGAAUAAAUGCUCAGUCUGGGCUUGUGUCUCCUGAA